CCUUAGUGAUGUUAAUGAUGACAGAUAUUAACGAAUGCGAAAGGGAACCGUGCAAGAAUGGGGGAAUUUGCACAGAUCUGGUUGCCAACUAUUCCUGCGACUGCCCAGGGGAGUACAUGGGCAGGAACUGUCAAUACAGAUGCUCUGGACCUCUCGGUAUGGAGGGCGGUAUAAUCUCCAACCAACAGAUAACAGCCUCUUCCACCCACCGCGCUCUCUUCGGCUUGCAGAAGUGGUACCCGUACUUUUCUCGCCUCAACAAGAAAGGACUGGUGAAUGCCUGGACGGCUGCCGAAAAUGACAGAUGGCCAUGGAUCCAGAUAAACCUGCAGAGGAGAAUGAGGGUCACAGGCCUUAUUACCCAGGGUGCAAAGCGUAUCGGAAGCGCAGAGUACGUCAAGUCUUACAAAGUAGCCUACAGUGAUGAUGGGAAGAGCUGGAGAACAUACAAAGUCAAGGGCAAAGAUGAUGAUAUGAUUUUCAGAGGAAAUGUCGAUAACACCGCUCCAUCAGCCAACUCCUUCACCCCUCCCAUUGAAGCCCAGUACGUGCGCAUUUACCCCCAAGUCUGCAGGAGGCACUGCACCCUUCGCAUGGAGCUGCUGGGUUGUGAGCUAACAGGCUGCUCUGAACCACUUGGUCUGAAGUCAGGUCAUGUCCAGGACUACCAAGUCACGGCCUCCAGCAUCUUCAGGACGCUCAACAUGGACAUGUUCACCUGGGAGCCUGGCAAGGCCCGGUUGGACAAACAGGGCAAGGUCAAUGCUUGGACAGCUGGACACAGUGACCAAUCACAGUGGCUACAGGUAAGAAGAUAUCUGUAG
Messenger RNA from Notothenia coriiceps (black rockcod), 824 nucleotides. It is a transcript of the gene edil3a, whose product is annotated as EGF-like repeats and discoidin I-like domains 3a. The record is from RefSeq and is a predicted model, not a curated record. NCBI's taxonomy places the organism in Eukaryota, Metazoa, Chordata, Actinopteri, Perciformes, Nototheniidae. The coding region runs from base 9 to 824 and encodes 271 amino acids. The transcript has 6 exons. Gene Ontology annotation, molecular function: signaling receptor activity; calcium ion binding. Gene Ontology annotation, cellular component: plasma membrane.